Naumovozyma castellii is the source of this 966-nucleotide messenger RNA. RefSeq names its product Atp11p (gene ATP11). The transcript has a single exon. Lineage: Eukaryota; Fungi; Ascomycota; Saccharomycetes; Saccharomycetales; Saccharomycetaceae. The record is from RefSeq and is a predicted model, not a curated record. The coding region runs from base 1 to 966 and encodes 321 amino acids.
AUGUGGAAUAACCGUUUAUUAACCCUUCUUAGUAGAACAAAGAUCCGUUACACUCGAUUCCCUAGAUUGUCAUUACAAUCAACAUACAAACUAAAUUUGGGAUUACAUUUUUAUUCCACUGACGUACAAGAUAAAUAUAGGCAAAAACUACUAGAAAAAGCGAAAAAGGAAGGAUUUAACACCAUUGAAGAACUUCAAUCUCACUUAAAGGAACAAAUUGAAAAAAAGAAGAAAGAAUUUAACAAAAUUGAUAUACUAAAAGAGCUUGAAGAUUACGAACAAAAAUUGAAAAUGUCCUCCUCUUUAUCAUCAAAUGCAGGGUAUACAAAGUCAAAAGGCCCCUUGGAUCCUAAUAAACCAAAGGCUCCAUUCAAAACUUUGGACUCCUAUCUGGCAACAGAGAAAAUUAAAGAUUUGUCAAAACAAGAGGUGGAAUUUCUUUGGAGAGCAAGAUGGGCUGAAGUGAAGGACUCAUUAUGUGCUGUAGUUCCCGUUGAUGUCUUCAAUAAGAUGUUGGUCAACGUGAGAGGCAACCCAAUAUUUGUACUCCCCUUACCUAGAGUUUUAGAUCCUUCUAAAACUGCUAAUGAGCCACAGGGAAUGGAACUGCAUUACAUCCAAUGGCAAUUUGUCGGAAAAGAUACUAUUUAUUGUAUUGUAACAUCAUUAGCCGAAUACAAAUUACAUACAGAGUAUGCAAGACCUCAUACCACGUUUGAAUUCCAUUUGGAGAUGGAGCCAACAAAGAAGAUCGUCUUAAUGAAUGGACAUGUGGAAACUGACAUGAAUGUCUCAUUGGCCGACGCUCAAUUAUUAUUGUUGAAUAUCCAAAGAUUUUAUGGAGCCAUGGGAGAGGAAACACCAGCGGCAAAACAAAGAUUGGCCCUUUUAAGAAGUUUCACGGCAGGCUCAUCAGAGUUCAAUGUAGAUUUAUUAAUUGCCUCAGCCCAAUCAAUGGAAAAUUAA